Messenger RNA from Amphibalanus amphitrite, 930 nucleotides. RefSeq lists its product as uncharacterized. Gene Ontology annotation, molecular function: nucleic acid binding. The transcript is spliced from 2 exons. The coding region runs from base 85 to 930 and encodes 281 amino acids. Lineage: Eukaryota; Metazoa; Arthropoda; Thecostraca; Balanomorpha; Balanidae. The record is from RefSeq and is a predicted model, not a curated record.
UUGUUAAAACGAAACAAAGACUGCGGAGCAAAGUAUGGUGGCCGGGGAUCGACGCCGAUGCUGAGCGACGUGUGAAAUCGUGUCAUGCGUGCCAAAUUGUGUCGCCAGGCAACCCACCAGAGCCUGUCAUCGCUGGAGACUCACCGAACGGGCCCUGGGAGGACCUUCAGCUGGACCUGUGUGGACCGUUCCCGAGUGGCGAAUGGGGGAGUAGAGCGGCAAAACCGGACUCUUCUCAAGGCGAUCCGUGCAGCUGUGGCGGAGAAGAGGGACUGGAGAUCGGCACUGGUGACGUUCCUGAUGGCGUACCGCAGUACGCCACACCCUGCUACAGCCGUCAGCCCUGCUGAGCUCAUGUUCGGCAGGACCAUUCGCACCAAGAUGCCGGAGAUUGGCAGGGGACAGCCUCGUCCUGCCACUGAUCGCGUGCGGGACAAUGACCGACAGUAUAAGGCGCGAGCAAAGGUGAACGCGGAUCGCCGCAGGCGGGCAGAGCCUGCCGAGUUGAGCGUUGGGGACUUGGUGUUGGUCAAGGUUCCAAAUAAGUCUUCUAAGUUGUGUGGGUCAUUCUUUCCCAACCCGUAUGUUUUGUUGGAACUGCGUGGGACUCAGGUACGUGUUCGCCGAGGGGAUGGAAAAGUGUUCCGCCGCAACAAGUCCUGUGUCAAGCGGUUCAGGUCUUGCGAGAGUGAUGGUUUUGUGCCAUUAUCUGUUACCGAUGAAGACUGCGCUGCGUCGCAGAAGGUGGUACAACCGAGCCACCAUGCCGUGCAGGAUGCAGUUCCGAGUUCCGACGAAGACUGCGCUGUGUCGCAGAAGGUGGUACAGCCGAGCCACCCUGCCGUGCAGGAUGCAGUUCCGAGUCAGCGCACUCGUAGCGGCCGUACUGUAAAACAGACACAGUUCUACGGCCAUCCAGUUAAGCAUUAG